GGUGAUUUCCGAAGUCAUGGAAUAAACAAUUUAAACAUAAACAUAGAAGAGUUGGAAAGUUUUAAAAGAGCAAUUCUCAAAAAUAUAAUGAGUUAUGCUGAAAUUAAAAAAGACUUUGAGUUUUAUAAUAAAAUGUCUUAUCUUUCUGUUUUCAAAGAAUUAUUAUUGGGUUCAAAAGUGAAAAAUUUGGUUGAGGAAUUGCUUGUUAUUUCUUCCUUCUGA
Molecule: messenger RNA, 222 nt
Organism: Entrophospora candida
Lineage: Eukaryota; Fungi; Glomeromycota; Glomeromycetes; Entrophosporales; Entrophosporaceae
Source: the annotation of a GenBank genome assembly